UACACCUGCGACGGGACGUGCGAUAGCCACGCGACACAACAUUGUUAUGGUGGCUCCUGGGAAGCUAACCACAAGGCUGUUAGUUUGUGUCAUCAAGAAGCUCAGUGUGAGCUAAAGCUUAAGUUGGAGCUGGAAGAGGCCAUUACAGGGCGGCGAGGAGUUUUACCACGUCUUCCGCUUUCUUGGUUGAAUGCGUCAGGACUGAGCAGGGCUGCCAUGUAGACGCGGCAGAAGGAUGAGCGGCCACUUCACUUGCACAGAGGCCACAGACGACUACACGGUCCAGCAAGAAAAUGAGCUGGAGGCUCUGGCAUCUAUCUUUGAGGAAGACUUCCAGGAUAUUCGCCAAAAGGAUCCGUGGAAGGUGAAGAGACCUCCAGAAGUGCACCUCUUUUUGAGACCUAAAGGCUUGAACCACGGUCAGGAAUGCUACGUGACUGUGGACCUGCAAGUCAGAUGCCCACCCAAUUACCCAGACGUGCCUCCAGACCUGGAGCUGAAGAACGUUAAAGGUCUCUCAAAUGAUAACCUGCAAACCCUCCAGGAUGAACUCACGAAGCUGGCAGCAGCACGCUGUGGGGAGGUGAUGAUUUACGAGCUGGCGGACCACAUUCAGGGAUUCCUGACCGAACACAACAAGCCUCCCUCACGCUCCUUCCAUGAGGAGAUGCUGAAGAACAUUCGAAGGCAGCAGGAGAAACGAGACAUGGAGGAGAAGCGUAGAAUAGACCAACAGCGCAAGCAGGCGGAAGAAAUGGAAAAAGAAAUCAUGGCUGAAAUCCAGAGAAGAGAGGAGGAAAAACGAGAGGAAAAGAGGAGAAAAGAAAUUGCAAAACAGGAGCAACUUGAGAGUAUGGAGCAACCUAUUCCCGCUAGCAUCUUGGGAAAGAGCCCGCCCAGUCCAUGUGGGACUUCUCCUGAUGUCACAGAUGGCAGAAAAGCAGUCGCAAACCGUCGUCGGACCACCUCGAAUUCUCGUCACAGACGUGACACAAUCGGCGAAGAGAACCUGCAAACCCAGGAGCGUCUUCACUUCAGCAGCAGCACCUUUGGAGAACUUGUUGUCCACAGAGGGAGACAUUUAGGAGUGAGUGAGAGGCUUGGCCGGAAUGUUUAUAAUGGAUUUGAGGUCAACUCUGGGGACUUUGCAGUCAUUUAUGAGUGGUCACUGCGCUGGAACAAGAAAAUAGGCAAAUUCUUCACCAGCCAGGAGAGAGGCAAGAUUGACAACUGUAAAAAGCAGAUCCAUGCUGCAGAAAACGAGUUAAAUUCCCUCCUGCGGCUCGAGCACCCAAACCUGGUGCACUAUAGGGCGCUUCGCUCCAGCGAGAAGGAAGACUGCCUUGUGGUGGACCUGCUGGUGGAGCACGUCGGCAGUGUCAACUUGAACCAAAGCCUCCUCAAUCACACGUCCAUCCCUCUGGACAAACUCUGCCAUUACACGGCCCAGCUUCUGGCUGCACUCGACUACCUGCACUCCAACUCGGUGGUCCAUAAACACCUGGGGGCUUCCAGUGUGCUGCUGGACUCCGACGGAAACGUUAGAUUGACUGAUUACAGCUUAUCAAAGAGAUUCUCCGAUAUCUGCAAAGAAGAUAUUUUUGAGCAGGCGCAUGUACGUUUCUCUGAAGACACGGCAAUGCCAACUAAGACAGGCAAAAAGGGGGACAUAUGGAACUUGGGGCUCAUGUUGCUGGCUCUGAGUCAAGGCAAAGAAGUGAAGGAGUAUCCAGUGACCGUGCCCUCCAGCCUGCCUGCUGACUUCAAAGACUUCCUCCACAAGUGCGUCUGCAUGAAUGACGUAGAUCGAUGGACGACCCAGCAGCUCUUGGAACAUGACUUCCUCAAGCCUCCAUCACCUAAACACCCUCCUGAGUCCGAGGAUACCAGCCCAGAAGAUCUUGCUGUGGAUUUUGCAUCUUCCGUAAUCCCGCAUAGCCACAUCCUAAACGCUCCAUUCAGCUCUGGGGUGCAGAGACAGUUUUCUCGCUACUUCAGUGAGUUUGAGGAGCUCCAACUUUUGGGGAAAGGGGCCUUUGGUGCUGUGAUUAAGGUUCAGAACAAACUUGAUGGCUGCUACUAUGCUGUGAAGCGCAUCCAGGUCAACCCCGCCAGCAGGCAGUUCAGACGCAUCAAAGGUGAGGUGACUCUACUCUCACGUCUCAACCAUGAGAACAUUGUGCGCUACUACAAUGCAUGGAUCGAGAGGAGCGAAGUGCCAGCCACGGGUAUGCUCAGCAACAGUGACAGCUCUGAGCCACAGAGCACUGCUGAUAGGCCGCCUGCGUGCGGGAAUUCUGUCACCCGGCUCAAUGAGCUUGGUCUUCCCGACAACGUGGAGGACAUUGCACCUCCUCCCGCAUUGUCUAGCUCAGUGGAGUGGUCCACGUCUAUUGAGAGGUCCUCCAGCGCGAAAUGUAGCAGACACCAGUCAAGUGAUGAUGACGAUGAGGAUGAGGACGAUGAAGAUGUUUUUGGUGCCUCUUUUUUGCCAUCAGAUAGUGACUCCAUCAGCGACGUUAUCUUUGACAACGGCGAUGACAGCAUAGAUGAGAUGUCACAGGUUGAGCCAAGCACAAAGCCACUGAGCGACACAACGGAGAGUGCAAACUCGGAUCAUCGACCUCUUGUCAUUCUGCAUUACCUUUACAUACAGAUGGAAUACUGUGAAAAGAGCACUUUGCGAGACACAAUAGACCAUGGUCUGCAUCAGGACCAAAAUCGCUUAUGGAGGCUCUUCAGGGAAAUCCUAGACGGUCUUGCUUACAUCCAUGAGCAGGGAAUGAUUCACAGGGACCUGAAGCCUGUCAACAUCUUCCUUGACUCACAAGAUCAUGUGAAAAUUGGUGAUUUUGGUCUGGCUACGGACCAUCCGGCCAGUGUGGCUGCAGGUAAAUUUGAAGUGGAGGAGAGUGGCUCAGCAGCAGUGCAAAAACUGGACCAAACAGGAAACAUGACUGGAAUGGUUGGUACAGCCCUCUACGUGAGUCCAGAAGUUCAAGGAAAUACCAAAGCUACCUACAACCAAAAAGUUGAUCUGUUCAGCCUUGGUAUCAUCCUCUUUGAGAUGUCCUACCGACCUAUGAUCACUGGAGCAGAGCGCAUAUCAGUCCUGAGCCAGCUCCGUGUGGAGGCCAUAGAGUUCCCAGAGGACUUCAGUGCAUACGAGCAAGGAACGCAGGUGAAGAAGAGGAAGGUGAUAGAGUGGCUGCUGAAGCAUGACCCUGCGCUGCGGCCCACUGCCCAAGAGCUGCUGAAAAGUGAGCUCCUGCCUCCGCCCCAGAUGGAGGAAUCAGAGCUGCAUGAAGUGUUGCAGCACACCAUGGCCAAUAUCAAUUGCAAAGCUUACCGCAGCAUGGUGGGCCAAUUGUUUGCUCAGAACACUUCACCAGUCAUGGAUUUCACUUACGAUAUAGACCUUCACAAGGGCAGCUUCAGUUUCAGCAGUGCCAGAUUGCAGCAGUAUGUGUAUGAGAUAAUCACCAGGAUCUUCAAGAAGCACAAUGCGCUGCGCCUGCAGACACCACUGCUGCUCCCCAGAAACAGGAAGGUGUACGAAGGCAGUGAGCCUGCCUGCUUCAUGGACCACAGCGGCAUGCUGGUGACGCUACCAUAUGACCUUCGUAUGGCGUUCGCAAGAUUUGUUGCAAGAAACAACAUAACACAUCUAAAGAGGUACAGCAUUGAGCGCGUGUUUCGUCCCAGGAAGCUGGAUCGCGCUCACCCAAGGGAACUUCUGGAGUGUGCCUUUGACAUCAUCACACCCGUCACCAACAGCCUUCUCCCAGAUGCCGAGACCAUUUACACCAUUUCUGAAAUAGUUCAGGAAUUCCCUGCGCUUCAGGAAAGGAAUUAUAACAUUUACCUGAACCAUACCAGCUUGUUGAAAGCCAUCCUGUUGCACAGCGGAAUCCCUGAGGACAAACUGAACCAGGCCUCCAACAUACUAUGUGAAGCAAUGAGUGAAAAGCUGACCAAACGUGAAGUAGAGGCAAAGUUCUGCAACUUUUCACUGUCAACAAACAGUUUGCAGGUGUUGUACAAGUACAUAGAACAGAAGGGGACUGUGAAAGAAGUGGCGCCAUUGCUGACGUCACUCACCAAACAGAAGACGGCCGUCAUGCAGCUGGCCAAGCAGGGCCUUAAGGACUUGGAGGAGGUCACAGUGCUGCUUCAAAAACUCGGCGUAAAACUCCAAGUGGUAGUCAAUUUAGGUUUAGUGUACAAGGUGCAGCACCACUGUGGGAUCAUCUUCCAGUUUGUGGCCUUUAUAAGGAAACGUAAACGGACUGUACCAGAUAUACUGGCCGCUGGAGGACGCUAUGACCACCUGAUCCUGCAAUUUCGUGGGCCCGCCUCUACGGUGCCAGUCCCAUCUGCCGUCGGUGCCAGUGUGGCGGUGGACAAAGUCUGUGCUGUGGUGGCCAACAUGGAGGAGCCGCUAUUGGUAAGCUCCUGUGAUGUGCUCGUUGUGCCAGUGGGGCAUUCGUCCAUGGUCAGAGCCAUCAGUGUUGUCCAGAAGCUGUGGAGCGCCGGUGUCUCAGCAGACAUUUCCUACGAUGUUUCACAGUCACAGGAGACGUUGUUGGACCACUGCCGAGUGGCUGGCAUCACCUGCAUGGCCAUGGUAUCUGACAAAGAGGGUAACUAUGUGAAGGUGAAGUCAUUUGAGAAGGACAGACAAUCUGAGAAAAGAGUUCCUGAGUUGGACUUAGUAGAGCACAUCAUUCAGAAAUAUCGAACCAAAUUCUUUGAAGAAAGGAACAUCAGGGAAAUAUCUGAAAGCAUGUCCCAGAACCCUAAAGGCUCCCAGCUCAACACCACAGGCUCUUCGGAGCAGCAUGGGAGCAGCUGCAGCAUGAGCAUGAAUGUGAAUGUCAUCAGUUUGGAGAGAGUCUCUGCCAGUGCAAGACGCCGCUUUGAGACUCAGAUCCACACCAGAUUACAGACUCUUGCAAGCAGUUUGCAAAACAAGAGUAGUGACAUUGAGGUUCUGGCAGUGGACCUUCAGAAGGAAACACUGAUCAACUUCCUGUCUCUGGAGUUUGAGAGUGAGGAGCAGUACAACAGCAGCGUGAAGACUCUGCUAUCGCGUCUUCCCAAGCAGCGGUACCUGAAAUCGAUCUGUGAUGAGAUCCACCAUUUCAAAAUGACCAAAAGGGUGGCUGUGGUGGUCUUGUACAGCCUGAAGGACGACUACUACAAGACCCUUCUGUGAAAACCAGUGUGUUUCAUGACCCGGACCAGUUCCUGUUUCUGGCUCAGGAGAUGUUCACCUCUGGACUUGAAGAAUGUGUGCUUGGAUGUCAACAAGCACACGCCCCGCCCCCAAAGACCCUCUUCUCUCCCUUCAAUCAUACCUCAGCUAUGUUGUUGUAAGGUGUAGUGGUUCUUCCCCAGAAGAAGGUUGGUGGACUUUGUUGCCUUAAGACUUCAGUAGAGCUUUGUACUGAAAACUGUAUUUUUUUGUAAUAUGCAGUGGGACUGAAAGUGGGAAUAAAUUCUUUCCUCACAUGUCU
Molecule: messenger RNA, 5519 nt
Organism: Dunckerocampus dactyliophorus (ringed pipefish)
Lineage: Eukaryota; Metazoa; Chordata; Actinopteri; Syngnathiformes; Syngnathidae
Gene: eif2ak4
Product: eukaryotic translation initiation factor 2 alpha kinase 4
Exons: 39
Coding region: 236-5218 (1660 amino acids)
Biological process (GO): DNA damage checkpoint signaling; regulation of translational initiation by eIF2 alpha phosphorylation
Cellular component (GO): cytosol
Molecular function (GO): protein binding; eukaryotic translation initiation factor 2alpha kinase activity; ATP binding
Source: RefSeq, a predicted model, not a curated record